AUGGAUGGCGCCGCGAUCGCCAUGUUACGAUUGAACAUCGACUUCUCGGUGCUGUUCGUUUCGGACACCCACAAGAAGUGCCACAAGCUGCUGGAGCGGCACGAGCCGAAGCACAUCUACACUGACAUUAUGGACGUGCCCAUCAAUGAUAAGCCGUACGUGGACGUCUACGUCUUCACGCCACCAUGCCAAGAUUUUUCAGCUAAUGGCAAGCAGUCUGGCGCCGAUGGCCCCCGCCAGACGGGGGAACUCAUGGGCAAGGCCCUCCGUUACACUCGCGAGAAGAAGCCGCGGCUCGUCCUGUUCGAGAAUGCGUUUGCCCUGACACAUGUAAAAUUCCGCCCGGUGUUCCGGGGGCUCAUCAAGCACAUCCUUGAAAGCGGGUACGCGGUGUAUGACAAGGUGAUCAACGCCAAUACUUGCGGCUUCCCGCAAGACCGUCGGCGCCUGAUCAUUGUUGCAAUCCGCAACGACUCCAUCAAAUGUAAAUUCCAGUGGCCCGAGGCCCGCAAGGCCGUCUCACUGAAAACCAUCAUGGACUCCAAGACCCAGCAGGACGUGCCCGGUCGCCUGCCCAAGAACGCGAUGGGCAAGAAACGCUGCGCCAAGGCCUACUCGGAGUGCCACCAGAACGGCAUCGAUCCACGGACCACCCCUGUCGCGGUGGACAUCGACGCAGGGGAGAAGUUUCAGGUUUACGGGGUGGACGAAUGCAAGACGAUCACCCGGGUGCGCGGCGGGUGCGGCGGACCGUGGAUCAGCACGCACGGACGCCGCUUCACCACGCGAGAGCUUUUGAAGGCCCAGGGCUUCGCGCCAACAGACGUCCCCUACGAGGAACUCAAAAUCACGCCGCGCCAGGUCGGCAUGAUGGUUGGCAACUCUCUGUCCCCGAACAUGGCUGGCUGCGUGCUGCAGGAGGCGCUUUGGAGCGCUGGUCUCACGAAGGAGAAGCCACAAUUCCCAAUCAUGUCUCAUUGCGCGUAA
Messenger RNA from Prorocentrum cordatum, 987 nucleotides. Lineage: Eukaryota; Dinophyceae; Prorocentrales; Prorocentraceae. The record is from the annotation of a GenBank genome assembly.